AAAUUGUCAGCAGUGUUUUUGUUGCUAGUGGGGACUGUUGUGUUGUGAAAAUGGCGACGCCUCGUCGCUCCUCUCAGCAGCAGCCAAACUCCUUGCUGUCCUCUCCGCCCCGCGGCUCCUCUCUCCCUGUCACCCCGCCUGGCUCUCCGCCUGCACCCAUCGAUGAUGCCACCCCGCUUUCCCGCGGAGCCUCGGACAUGGCUGACGGUGAGGCAACCCCUGCCUCUCCCACCACCACCUCCCCAGCUCUGGCCCUCACCAGCAGCAGCAGCAGCAGCAGCAGCAGCAACAACAACAGUAGCAGCACUAGCAGCAGCAGUGCUAGCUCCCCGACCACCACCGAGGGGAGCGGGACCAGCCCCGGUUCUACGCCCGACUCAGGCAGCGGUGACGCGUGCAGCAGCAGCAGCAGCAGCAGCAGUAGCAGCAGCGGUGGUGGUGGUGCAAACGGGGCUUUCAGGGAGCUGUUUGAAGCCUGUAGAAACGGGGAUGUUACACGGGUGAAGAAAGUCGUGAAUGCGGUGAAUGUGAACGCCAAAGACAUGGCAGGACGCAAAUCGACACCCCUGCAUUUCGCUGCAGGUUUUGGGCGGAAAGAUGUGGUGGACCACCUGCUUCAAACAGGCGCUAAUGUGCACGCACGAGAUGAUGGGGGUCUGAUCCCGCUUCACAACGCCUGCUCAUUUGGUCACUCCGAGGUGGUGUCCUUGUUGCUGUGUCAGGGGGCCGACCCCAACGCUCGAGACAACUGGAACUACACGCCGCUCCAUGAAUCUGCCAUCAAGGGCAAGAUAGAUGUCUGUAUAGUGUUACUGCAGCAUGGUGCCGACCCCAACAUCCGCAACACCGACGGCAAGUCGGCCCUGGACCUGGCUGAACCCUCCGCCAAGGCCGUGCUCACAGGUGAAUACAAGAAGGAUGAGCUGCUGGAGGCGGCGAGGAGUGGAAACGAGGAGAAGCUAAUGGCCUUGCUCACUCCGCUCAACGUCAACUGCCACGCAAGCGACGGCCGCAAGUCCACUCCACUCCACCUGGCAGCAGGAUACAACAGGGUGAGGAUAGUUCAGCUGUUACUACAGCAUGGAGCAGAUGUUCACGCCAAGGACAAGGGUGGUCUGGUGCCUCUACAUAAUGCCUGCUCUUAUGGACACUAUGAAGUUACUGAGCUGCUGCUAAAGCAUGGAGCGUGUGUGAACGCCAUGGAUCUGUGGCAGUUCACCCCACUCCAUGAAGCGGCGUCUAAAAACAGAGUAGAGGUCUGCUCUCUGCUGCUGAGCCACGGGGCUGACCCGACCCUGCUCAACUGCCACAGCAAGAGCUCCGUGGACAUGGCGCCCACUCCUGAGCUAAAGGAGAGACUUACAUAUGAGUUUAAGGGCCACUCGCUGCUUCAAGCUGCUCGCGAAGCUGACAUGGCCAAGGCUAAGAAGACCCUGGCGCUGGAGAUCAUCAACUUCAAACACCCUCACACCCACGAGACUGCGCUGCAUUGUGCGGUAGCAUCGCCGCACCCCAAGAGGAAACAGGUGACGGAGCUGCUGUUGAGGAAAGGCGCCAACGUAAACGAGAAGAAUAAAGAUUUCAUGACUGCUCUCCAUGUAGCAGCAGAACGUGCUCAUAAUGACAUCAUGGAGGUGCUACAGAAACAUGGUGCUAAGGUGAAUGCCCUGGACACGCUGGGUCAGACGGCUUUGCACCGUGCAGCAAUGGCAGGCCACCUUCAGACCUGCAGGCUGUUGCUAGGAUAUGGGGCAGACGCCUCGCUGGUGUCACUGCAGGGAUUCACUGCUGCUCAAAUGGGAAAUGAAGCUGUUCAGCAAAUACUCAACGAGAACGUCCCGGUGAGAAACUCAGAUGUGGACUACAGACUUCUGGAAGCUGCUAAAGCCGGAGACCUGGACACUGUCAAGUCCUUGUGCACGGCUCAGAAUGUGAAUUGCAGAGAUCUGGAGGGGAGACACUCCACUCCCCUUCACUUUGCUGCCGGCUACAACAGAGUGUCAGUGGUGGAGUACCUGCUGCACCACGGGGCCGACGUGCAUGCCAAGGACAAAGGUGGUCUGGUUCCCCUCCAUAACGCCUGUUCGUACGGUCACUACGAGGUGGCCGAGCUGCUGGUCAGGCACGGAGCCUCGGUCAACGUGGCCGACCUGUGGAAGUUCACGCCGCUCCAUGAAGCCGCCGCUAAGGGCAAAUACGAGAUCUGCAAACUGCUGCUCAAGCACGGAGCGGACCCCACCAAGAAGAACCGAGAUGGUAACACGCCUCUGGACCUAGUGAAGGACGGGGACACCGACAUCCAGGACCUGCUGAGAGGAGAUGCCGCGUUGCUAGAUGCCGCUAAGAAAGGCUGCCUGGCUCGGGUGCAGAAGUUAUGUAGCCCCGACAACAUUAACUGUCGGGAUACGCAGGGACGCAACUCAACACCUCUGCACCUUGCAGCCGGCUAUAACAACUUGGAGGUAGCAGAGUAUCUGUUGGAACAUGGAGCCGACGUGAAUGCACAGGACAAAGGAGGGCUGAUACCUUUACACAAUGCUGCUUCAUAUGGGCACGUGGACAUAGCUGCACUGCUGAUCAAGUACAACACGUGCGUCAAUGCCACAGACAAGUGGGCAUUUACUCCCCUCCACGAGGCGGCUCAGAAGGGGCGGACUCAGCUCUGCGCUCUGCUAUUGGCCCAUGGAGCCGAUCCCACCAUGAAGAACCAGGAGGGCCAGACGCCGCUGGACUUGGCAACGGCUGAUGACAUCAGAGCAUUGUUGAUUGACGCCAUGCCGCCAGAUGCUCUGCCAAGCUGUUUAAAACCCCAGGCCACUGUGGUAAGUGCAAGUGUGGUGAGUACAGGUGCGGCAGGGGGCGUGGUCAUCUCUCCCUCUCCAUCCCCAUCCUGCCUGUCUGCAGCCAGCAGCAUAGACAACCUGACCGCGCCCCUCAGUGACAUCACUGUGGGCGGGGCCACCGGACCAGCAGACGGAGCAUCUGGGUCUGACAGGAAGGAAGGAGAAAGUACAUACACUCUGCUCGACAUGACCAUCAACCAGUUUUUGAAGAGCCUAGGGCUGGAACACCUCCGAGACACCUUCCAGCGGGAACAGAUUUCGCUGGAUGUGCUGGCAGAUAUGGGUCACGAGGAGCUGAAAGAGAUCGGCAUCAACGCUUACGGCCACAGACACAAACUCAUCAAGGGCAUCGAGAGGCUGCUGGGAGGCCAGCAAGGUGCAAACCCAUAUCUGACGUUCCACUGCUCCAGCCAGGGCACCGUGCUGAUCGACCUGGCACCAGACGACAAGGAGUUCCAGUCUGUGGAGGAGGAACUACAGAGCACUAUCAGAGAGCACCGCGAUGGAGGCAAUGCAGGUGGAGUCUUCAGCCGGUACAACAUCAUUAAGAUUCAGAAGGUGGUGAAUAAGAAGCUACGGGAGAGAUACGCACACAGACAAAAGGAAAUCGCAGACGAGAAUCACAACCAUCACAACGAGCGAAUGCUCUUUCACGGCUCUCCCUUCAUCAAUGCCAUCAUCCACAAGGGCUUUGACGAGCGACACGCCUAUAUCGGUGGCAUGUUUGGAGCCGGGAUCUAUUUUGCAGAGAACUCCUCCAAAAGCAACCAGUACGUGUACGGGAUUGGUGGAGGCACAGGUUGCCCCACCCACAAAGACCGCUCCUGCUAUGUGUGCCACAGGCAGAUGCUGUUCUGCAGAGUGACGCUGGGUAAGUCAUUUCUUCAGUUUAGUGCGAUGAAAAUGGCCCACGCCCCCCCUGGACACCACUCGGUUAUAGGUCGACCCAGUGUCAACGGACUGGCGUAUGCAGAGUACGUCAUCUACAGAGGGGAGCAGGCGUACCCAGAAUACUUGAUCACCUACCAGAUUGUGAAGCCGGAGAGUCUGGCCACGCCUGCUGCCACACCGGAGCAGAAGUCCUAAAACGUAAUUACGGCUGGAUUGGAAGAAGGCCAGACUGCAAUGGACUAGAGCCACUCUCUGGAACUGAACUAGAGGGUGUUUUUAAACCUCAGACCCUAAAUGAAAGUCUCCAGAGUUGAACUUGAGGUGGGUGAGGUGAACUGUCGACCCUCAGAAACAGACCUGGAUGUGUCUAAACAGGAGAUGAGAAGGAGGAUGAGUUUUGGGGUGUGAUACAUACCCAGUCCAAAGCAGCAGACAGCAAAAUCUAUCAGAUUCGUUAAUUAAUCGGGUCUAAUUUUGCAGGAGAAAAUGCAAAUGGUUAGAUCAACACUUCUGGAAGUGUACCAGUAAGCUAAAAUGUAAAUUUGCAGGCCUCUGGCUCGAUCCUUAAAAAAAAAAUCAAGAAAGCAAUUACAACAGGACAUAGUCCAAAGGAAAACAUACAUAACUGGUGUUGCACCUUUGCACACUGCUCAUGUAAUCUACCCCCAAUUUUUUAUCUGUUGUUUUGAUAUUGUGUCCUCUUGGCUUUGUGCAUCAUCUACAUCAGCAAAACACCCUGAGGCCACUUCCAGAAACAGCGAUUGUUGCAAUGAGAGAACAGAAAUCAAGCACAUUUUAUGUUAUAGCUUGUCACAUUUUUACCAAUGAAACUCAUGAUAACAAGAUACAGCUCUCUGUUCUGUCACAUCUUUUCUGCUGUAAACAAAGAAGACAUUCUAAUACAAGUGUGAGCAUGAACAAGUAAAACCGAUGACAGCGGGCAAAUACCCAGAAGUCAAUAAGCAGAAAACAAACAAUCCACUGCUGCUACCGGUGCCGGCUGCAGACUUUCCACUACAGUCCAUACAGGGACUAUCUUCUACACCCACCAGUCAGACCAAACCAGUUCAUGUCAGAGGAACAGCAAAACUUAAAACCCACACAGAAGAAAAUCAUUUAAAAAAA
Molecule: messenger RNA, 4859 nt
Organism: Sander lucioperca (pikeperch)
Lineage: Eukaryota; Metazoa; Chordata; Actinopteri; Perciformes; Percidae
Product: poly [ADP-ribose] polymerase tankyrase-1-like
Exons: 29
Coding region: 51-3929 (1292 amino acids)
Molecular function (GO): protein binding; NAD+ poly-ADP-ribosyltransferase activity
Source: RefSeq, a predicted model, not a curated record